GGUUUAGGUCCCUAAUGCACGCAUUCAUCUCGCAAGUCGAGAGGAUUUGAUUGUUGAGCUCGUGAAAUCAGGGCAUAUCCACGCAACGCCAUGACGUAGGGGAAAGGACGGAGGAGGAACUUGAACUUGCUGACAGUGAGGAAGCUGCACCAAUCCUGCAGAAGACUGAAGACUGAAUCUGUACCUUGUAAGUUGUAGCCUGUGUAAGGACUUGCAGGGCGACCAUUUGAGGCCGAGCAAUUGGAGGGGACUCCCACUUUUUUGUUGGCUCCCUUGCACGAGCUUUCACUCUUCACUUCGGUACACGAUUGAGGGUGCAGCCGGAAAUUGCGCAAGGGUUGAUUAUCCUGCGAUCAACCCCUGAACCCCCCAUGCUGUGAGCAUGUCCGCAAAGAACAGCCCUGUCACUUCGCGCCGCAGCAGCGGCCCGCUCCCCACUCUUGAAACGGGGGGAGACUCCCCGCAGCCCCGUCUUGCCCGCCGACAGAGCCUUCCCGCCGACCCGAACGGCACUUCGCUUGAGCGCUUACCCGAACACAUUCUCGGGAUGCGUACCAGCCUGCCAAGGGAUGUGUUAGAGGAACCCGAAGUAGAGGGGACUCCCGAAGCGGGGGCCGCCGUCUACCCAGCGGGCCCGAAGCCCGUGGCGGGGGUUUUAGAGAAGUGGGUUAACUUUGGGAAGGGCUGGCGCCAGCGCUGGUUUGUGCUCGAGCGCGGACUGCUGUCCUAUUAUAAGCUGUCGGGCCCUGAUAAGGUGUCGAUUGCCGAGGAGCGCUUACGGCAUGCGGCGCUGCAUAUUCUGGGCAAGGAGGCGCACAAGGACGUGCAUGAGGCGCGGAAGUCGGGGUUGGGCGGGAAUGGCACCCCGCCCCGCCCGCUCGGGUCCGUGCACAUGAUGCUGGCGAGCAUCCGCGAAAGCGCGGCCGACGAGAAGAAGUUCUACGUGCACACGGGGACAAAGACGCUGCAUUUGCGCGCGCAGAGCCGGGAGGACCGCGCACUAUGGGUCCAACAGCUGCGCGAAGCAAAGGCGCUGUUCAUGGAUCAGCGGGGGCUGCUCCCCCCCGCGGGGACGCCGCUCCAGGACAGUUUAGCCGAGAUGCUGGAAAAGCUGAGGGUCGUGUUGGCGGGGAGCGUGGAGCAGGGGAAGAUGGAUGCGGUGGAAGAGUUGGUGAAGGAGGAGGCAGGCGUGUGGCAGGGGCGGCUGCAGGCGGAGCGCGAGAAGAGGCGGAUGCUACUGGAGUAUGUGAGGACGCUGGAAGCGGACAAGGUGGAGCUCGAGACGGCAGUGCUGGACCACGAGGAGGAGCGAGUGCAAGGCGUGCGCGCCACGCACGGCGGCGAAGACGCCGACUCCGAGGACGAUGACGACGCGGGCGGGAAAGACGACGUCGGGAACGAUUCCGACGCCGACGAUCUGGACGACACGUCGCAUGACAAGUUCUUCGACGCUGCGGACGAUUUUGUUGCGACGGACAAGGUCCGGAAGUCGCUCUCACGCAAGAACCUGCCGCAGAUGCUGGAGGAAGCCCCGACAGGGGGGUCGGGGCACCCGUCUCCGGGGGGGGGGAGGAGCGGGAAAGUUGUGCGGCGGACGCAGCUCCCGAUGCCGGUGCAGGAGGAGAAGAGCGCGAGCCUGUGGAGCAUCAUCAAGGACAACGUCGGGAAGGAUCUGCAGAAGGUGUGCCUUCCCGUGUACUUCAACGAGCCGAUCUCCGCACUGCAAAAGUGCUGCGAGGAUCUGGAGUACACGGAGCUCCUCGACCGUGCGUACGAGGCCGGGCGCGCGGGGGAUCCCCUGACACGUGUCCUCAAUGUGGCCGCGUUCGCGGUGUCUGGGUACGCGGCCACCGAGGGCCGCACGCGCAAGCCGUUCAAUCCGCUGCUCGGAGAGACGUACGAGGCGGAACGGCCGGAACAGGGCAUCAAAUUCAUCAGCGAGAAAGUGAGCCAUCACCCGACAAUCGUGGCAUGCCAUUGCUCGGGACGCGGGUGGCGCUUCUACGGGGACUCCAACGUGAAGAGCAAAUUCUGGGGGCGCUCCAUCCAGGUGGAUCCGGUCGGCAUCUUGACGCUCGAGUUCGACGACGGGGAGGUUUAUCAGUGGUCCAAGGUGACGACGUCGAUCUACAACCUGAUCAUCGGCAAGCUGUACGCCGACCACUACGGGACGAUGCGCAUCCAGGGCAACGGCGAGCUGUCGGCCAAGGUCAAGUUCAAGGAGCAGUCCAUCAUGGACCGCAACCCGCACCAGGUGCGCGGCGUGGUGACCAACCGGGCGGGCGUCAAGCUGGCGACCAUCUUUGGCAAGUGGGACGACGCGCUCUACUUCGUGGAGGGGGAUCCCCACGAGAAGAAGCUCGAGACGCUGAGCACCAGCCAGCUGCUCUGGCAGCGCGCGCCGCCGCCCGAGCCCGCAGACCGCUACGGCCUCUCACGCUUUGCGAUCACGCUCAACGAGAUCACGCCGGGGCUCCAGGAGAAGCUCCCCCCCACCGAUGGCCGGCUGCGGCCGGACCAGCGCGCCCUGGAGAACGGCGAGUACGACGUCGCCAACUCGGAGAAGCUGCGGCUGGAGCAGAAGCAGCGCGCGGCCCGCAAAAUGCAGGAGGGCGGGUGGAAGCCCCGGUGGUUCACACCGGACGAGAGAAGCGGCACGUUUUUGUACCAGGGGGGGUACUGGGAGUCUCGGGAGAAGGGCGACUGGCAGGGUUGCAGAGAUAUAUACGGCUUGUAAGACAAAACAAUUCCGUCCUCGUGCUGAGUAUCAAAGACGAGAAUACUACUUUACCGGACUUAACCACUAUUCUGGCCAAGCGACCGCCUCCGGCCCUUGUAAGAACACACGAUGUGGCACCACCAUAGGUAAUCAAGCUUUGAUUCAUGGGUAUGGUGUCCGAAGUGACACGCGGUGCUUGUAUGUCGUACAGUUCAGUUUUUCGUUAUCUACAUCAAUUUCGAUGCCAAAGCUGGUCUAUAAGGGAAAAGCGACAACAGUGCUUGAGCAAUUGUUGCUUCUAGUUUUAGUUUUCGAUUGACAUUGAGAAAUCUUGUUGACUUGAUGAACCCUUUGCGGGCCU
Klebsormidium nitens is the source of this 3080-nucleotide messenger RNA. NCBI's taxonomy places the organism in Eukaryota, Viridiplantae, Streptophyta, Klebsormidiophyceae, Klebsormidiales, Klebsormidiaceae. The record is from the annotation of a GenBank genome assembly.